AUGUGCAUCAGUUUGAGCGCGAUGCAAUCAAAGUUCUCCUCCAACAGAACCCCAGUGAGUCUGCGCAGAGCCAGGCAUGUGCGCUUGUUGAAAAGAUGCAGGACUUACUUAUCUGGAGUAAAGUUGACCAGUGAAUUUGACUCCUACCCUUUGCAGUCAGCCGAUGCAGCCCCCUCUAGUUCAUCCACAGGCAAACACCAGGGGAUGGUAUGGCGACCCUCAGAUCUACUGAAAGAACAUGGUUUCGAAGUCGGCUGCCAUGUGUCACGGAAGGAUGGAAUUCUAGCAAAAGUCCAAGCUUUUGAGGAUGGCACCUCCGUGGUUGUCCUAGCUAUGGAUGAUGCCAAAGGUGGAAGCAAGGUUGUGAAGGUGGACGCCGCUAGCUUUUUGAAAGGCCAGUCGACGAAGUACCAGCCCAAGGCCCUGCCACAGUACAUGGCGAGCUGGUGGGGGCCAAGUUGCUUGGAGCACAAAGACUCCAUAGCCUCGUACGUGAAGGGGAAGAUUGCACAGGAGCUGAGACAAGCUACCAUAUGUAGCUGCAAGCCAUCAGCGCUUCUUAUACGCUGCAAGCCAGGGAAAGGAGUCAUUGCCGCACUGAAGUUCGGCAAGGGACAGCUGAAGCUAUUUCCCUUCACUAACCGGGUUGAUGCCGGUAAGGGAGGUGAUGGGGCAGUUCUGGUGACCACAGUGGGUGGCAUGGAGUUCUACCUGCGCCAGAGCACUGGCAUCACUGUGCCAUUCUGGCACGUGGCUUCGGUUGCCGAUGCAGCCAUGGCCAACAUGGAGAUUCUGUUGAUCUACAAGCCGCCCAGCAAGACGCGCGUCAGCACUGAAUCCUUGGACAAGCUGAUCCCAGCGAAGAGACUUCGUGGCAAGGGCUUUAGCUCGCUAUUGGCAGGGCCUUUGCCCGCCUGCAUCAUGGAGCUGCUGCAAGUCCAGCAGAUCACUGUGGAGAACUUGGUGGGAUGCCGCUUGAAUGGCAAAGACCUCUGGAUGCCGAAGGUGGAAGAUGUUGCUGGAGUGCGCCUUAUGUACCUCAGUAAGUGGGAUCGAGGCCUCACUCGCUUCUUGACUGGGAGGAGUUUAGACCUGAAGAGCAAUGGCAAGAAUCUGAACUCCACAUCUGCUGGAGCCUACCUGCAUGACUUGUUCCGCAAGAAGAGGGAAGCAUCUCAGCCAGCUGUCUUGAAAGCUCAUGAGCCUGCCUAUGAGUCUGAUGCUGGCCAUGAAGUCAAGGCCAAGGGCAAAAAGCGCAAGGUCACUCAUGACACGAGUUGUUUCUCGCCGCUCGUGCAGAUAUCCCUGCCGGCCGUCCAAGAUCCAUGGAUGCCAGAGCGACUGGUCCAGGUGGAGUUUGGUGGCCAGUCGGAUCUCUGGAUGGAAGUGAAUGAGACAAGCUUGCGUCAAGUGGUCCAAGGGAUUGCUGAAUGCAAUUCCAGGUGCGGCCGUGCUCGAACCUCGAAAUCUGAGAAGAUCAAGCCUGAGCCGGUUUUGCCACUUUCCCCUGCGGUUAAGAAGGAAGUCCAGGAGAUUUCUGAUAGUGCUGAUGCCAAGUCUGAAUGCGGCCCUGGUGAUGUCAAGGAUGAGUCAUGUGAACAGAAUUGA
Cladocopium goreaui is the source of this 1608-nucleotide messenger RNA. NCBI's taxonomy places the organism in Eukaryota, Dinophyceae, Suessiales, Symbiodiniaceae. The record is from the annotation of a GenBank genome assembly.